This is a messenger RNA of Scleropages formosus (Asian bonytongue), 1632 nucleotides long. Its product is annotated as proliferating cell nuclear antigen. Gene Ontology annotation, biological process: regulation of DNA replication; leading strand elongation; mismatch repair. The record is from RefSeq and is a predicted model, not a curated record. Bases 238 to 1020 code for a protein of 260 amino acids. Gene Ontology annotation, cellular component: PCNA complex. Lineage: Eukaryota; Metazoa; Chordata; Actinopteri; Osteoglossiformes; Osteoglossidae. The transcript is spliced from 6 exons. Gene Ontology annotation, molecular function: DNA binding; DNA polymerase processivity factor activity.
GACGUAAGACAAGCGCUGCCGCAUUAAGCGAACAUCGGCGCGCGGGAACAGUUGAACUUCCUUCGAGGUGCGGGAAGGUACCGUGAAAAGUUCGGGUCACGCUGUUGCAAGGAGAAUCAUUGUUUGCGGUGGAGCAUUAGCGCGCCAUAGCAGUAUAGCCCUCGAUAAGGCGACGACGUUACCUUCGUUUCGCAGGGAGCCGCGUUGUAUUUUCACGGAAGCUUCUCUGGUGCAACAAUGUUUGAGGCUCGCUUGGUCCAGGGCUCCAUUCUGAAGAAGGUGCUAGAGGCCCUGAAGGACCUGAUCACCGAGGCCUGCUGGGACGUGAGCUCCUCGGGCAUUUCCCUGCAGAGCAUGGACUCGUCCCACGUGUCCCUCGUGCAGCUCACUCUGCGCAGCGACGGCUUCGACUCGUACCGCUGCGAUCGGAACCUGGCCAUGGGGGUCAACCUGAGCAGCAUGUCAAAGAUCCUGAAAUGUGCCGGAAACGAAGACAUCAUCACUCUGCGAGCGGAGGACAACGCGGACACGCUGGCCCUCAUUUUCGAGACACUAAACCAGGAGAAAGUGUCUGACUACGAGAUGAAGUUGAUGGACUUGGAUGUGGAGCAGUUGGGAAUCCCUGAGCAAGAGUACAGCUGCGUGGUGAAGAUGCCCUCGGGGGAGUUUGCGCGGAUCUGCCGUGACCUGUCUCAGAUCGGCGAUGCCGUCAUGAUCUCCUGCGCUAAGGAUGGGGUCAAGUUCUCUGCCACUGGGGAGCUGGGUACUGGAAACGUCAAGCUGUCGCAGACCAGCAACGUGGACAAGGAGGACGAAGCUGUCACAAUUGAGAUGAAUGAACCUGUUCAGCUCAUCUUCGCCCUCAACUAUCUCAACUUCUUCACCAAGGCCACACCUCUAUCCAAGACGGUUAUCCUCAGCAUGUCUGCAGAUAUCCCACUAGUGGUGGAGUACAAGAUUGCAGACAUGGGACAUGUGAAAUACUACCUGGCACCCAAAAUUGAUGAAGAGGCUUCCUAAACUUGAGCCUGGCAGGAGCAUGGAGAAGUUUUGAGCGGGACUUGUGCAAGUCACGAUUGUGUCAGGGUUGCAGGGCGAAUGUCUCUUGGUCCUGCAAUCCCAGGAAUGUCAGAUUUCUACGCGUUGCUACAGCGUCUGGAUUGCGAGUAAAGUGAAGUUUUAGCGCGGACUUCUUCGCAGACCUGCCUCUGUAUUCGGUGAUCUGUGGGGAGAUCAGUUCUCUUUGGGAGCACAUAAAUUUUAAAAAUGCGUGUCUGUCCGUCAGAAGGUUCUGCCUGGAGUCCACACUGCAGUCCAGUGUGAUGAGCUACACUUGGCCCCAUGUCCGCUGCUCCUGUCACGUUUCCCCCCUCAUACGUGCAACCACCUGUCCACAACUGUACAUAUUUUUCUGUAAAUAUUCUUUGACUCCCAGUUUUAUUACUUGUUCUGUCCACAUGCCCAGUAAUAAACCAUUUGAGGUUCCCACCCCCUUUUUCCAGAUGAUAAAUUUUAAACACUUUGUGAUGUGUAUUUUGGCUCUGAAUAUCAUACAUGUAUGCAAUGAAAUCCUACAAAUGUUGAUAUUACUACUUCUAGAAUAGAUACUAGUAAUUUUCUCUAAAUCACCUU